UUGCUCCUCGUCAAGAUUUAAUUACUUGUCUCUCUCUCUCUCUCUCUUCUUCCUUCCACGGACGGAAUUGGAGUUGUAUUCCGACAUUCCAUUUCUUGGAUAGCGGUAUUCCGACGCCGCCGCCGACACAGCUUUCGUCCUGCAAGGGCCCAUCUUGAUUUUUGAGAGGUGGGUAUUGUAGACGAUGAUGGCGGUGUUCUCUCUCUAUCUUUUCUCUCAUUUGGGCUGAGAAAAUAAAAUAAAGAAAAGAAAAAGUGAGUUCUGGCAGUCAGAAGAGUGAGAAGCAACUUCAAAUUUGAUACUUUCUUGAACAAAUCUUGGUAGUGUAAGGAGGUAAGCGCCGAUCUGAUGAAGAUGAAGUUGAAGAUGAGAAAACCGGCUCUGUUUCUGCUUCUUAUGACCGUUAUCGCCCCCAUUGUCCUCUACACCGACAGAAUCGGUAGCUUUAGAGCUUCUUCAACUAGAGAUGAAUACAUAGAAGACAUCUCCACUUUCACUUUGGGUGCUGAUGUUAGGGCUUUAAAUUUGCUUCCUCAGGAGCCAUUAACAACCUUAAAAGAACCGUUAGGUAUUGUCUUUGUUGAGAACAGCACAUCUCAAAUUCAAACUCCCCAAGAUUCCAAUUCCACGACAGGAGAAAGUCUUCGGAAGAACAGUAGACAACUAACCGAAGAAUCAAUUGAGAACAAGACAACAACAAAUAAGGAAAGUGUGAUUAAUAAUCAUACUUCAGUUGAGAAUCCUAUCAAACAGGUGACCGAAAGAAAGCAUAAAGCAGGGAAGCAAGGAGCUAUUAAGGAAGUAGCCUCUUCGAAAACAAAAACCAACACUGAGAAAUUGAAUAAUCCAGUGGUAGUAGUAGACGAUGGUGUUCUUCAGCUUAAAGAUCAGCUCAUUAGGGGAAGAGUAUACCUUUCUCUUUCAGCUACGAGAAACAACCCACAUUUCGUUAGAGAACUUCGUCUACGAAUGAAGGAAAUCCAACGCCUGCUUGGCGACGCAGUUAAAGAUUCCGAUUUACCUAAAAGUUGGAACGAUAAGAUGAAGAGCAUGGAGCAAACGUUGGAAAAAGGUAAACAAAUUCAAGACGACUGUACAUCUGCGGUUAAGAAGCUUCGGGCAAUGCUUCAGUCUACAGAAGAACAAGUUCGGGUUCACAAGAAACAGGCUUUGUUCUUGACUCAUUUGACUGCGAAAACUAUGCCCAAGGGUCUUCAUUGUCUUCCUUUACGUCUUACUUCUGAAUAUUUUACGUUGGAUUCUUCAAAACGUAAUUUCGCGAAUCAAGAGAAUCUUGAGGACCCAUCUCUCUUCCAUUAUGCUUUGUUCACUGAUAACGUCUUGGCCGCCGCCGUCGUUGUGAAUUCAACUAUUUCCCACGCCAAGGAUCCGACAAAACAUGUUUUCCACAUUGUGACUGACAAACUAAACUAUGCAGCCAUGAGCAUGUGGUUUCUGUCGAGUCCCCCUGGGAAAGCGACGAUACAAGUCCAGAAUAUCGACGAGUUUACAUGGUUAAACUCCAGUUACAGUCCGGUUCUUAAACAGCUCGGUUCUCAAUCGAUGAUAGAUUAUUACUUCAAGACUCGUCGAUCAGAUUCUGAUCCUAAUUUGAAGUAUCGCAACCCAAAGUACCUUUCGAUGAUGAACCAUCUUCGGUUUUACUUGCCCGAGAUCUUCCCGAAACUUAAUAAGGUUUUGUUCUUAGACGACGAUAUAGUGGUACAGAAGGAUCUUUCAGGGCUUUGGAAUAUUGAUAUGAAGGGAAAAGUUAACGGAGCAGUCGAGACAUGUGGCGAAAGCUUUCACAGAUUCGAUAGAUAUCUUAACUUCUCGAAUCCAUUAAUUUCGAAGAAUUUUGAUCCCCACGCCUGCGGGUGGGCAUAUGGGAUGAAUUUAUUUGAUUUGCUAGAAUGGAAGCGGCAGAAUAUUACAGAGGUUUACCACUCAUGGCAAAAUCUGAACCGCGAUAGACAGCUGUGGAAGUUGGGGACGCUGCCACCCGGUUUGAUUACGUUUUGGAAUCGAACAUAUCCCCUUGAUCGAUCUUGGCAUGUUCUUGGUCUUGGGUAUAACCCGAGUGUUAGUUUGAAGGAGAUUGAUAGAUCGGCUGUGAUGCAUUAUAAUGGAAACUUGAAACCGUGGCUUGAGAUUGCUAUACCUAAAUUCAGAAGUUACUGGACGAAAUACGUUGAUUACGACCAUGUUUAUUUACGGGAGUGCAACAUAAACCAAUAGAUUGAAUCUUAAUCCUCCCCAAGUGUUAUAACACUCUGUUUAAUCCGAUGUCAUUGUUGAUCGAACAUGUAUGGAUGGCCUCCAGGAGGUUGGGUCGGUUAGGGAUAUGAUGAAAAGGUUCAAGAAAAAACGUUGGUGGGGAGCUAAAUAAGGCGGUUUUGUUUGAUUUUGUUGUAUCAUUCAUAUAUUUUUUGUACUGUAAUUCGUGAAAGAUCCAUGUAUAAUGAUGGUAUAUAUAAUUGGUAAGUUUCAUGUGUAAUGAAAGGGGUAAUUCUUUUUGUU
This is a messenger RNA of Impatiens glandulifera, 2520 nucleotides long. RefSeq names its product probable galacturonosyltransferase 4. Gene Ontology annotation, molecular function: polygalacturonate 4-alpha-galacturonosyltransferase activity. The coding region runs from base 349 to 2238 and encodes 629 amino acids. The record is from RefSeq and is a predicted model, not a curated record. Lineage: Eukaryota; Viridiplantae; Streptophyta; Magnoliopsida; Ericales; Balsaminaceae. The transcript is spliced from 9 exons.